Molecule: messenger RNA, 1806 nt
Organism: Didymosphaeria variabile
Lineage: Eukaryota; Fungi; Ascomycota; Dothideomycetes; Pleosporales; Didymosphaeriaceae
Exons: 3
Coding region: 1-1806 (601 amino acids)
Molecular function (GO): hydro-lyase activity
Source: RefSeq, a predicted model, not a curated record
AUGGCAGAACAACAGCAACGUCCAAAUGCCGACUAUGACCUUAACACGCCCAUUCCUGAUGAUGCAGCUGGCCUCCGUCAAGGCCUGACAUCAUACGGCGACGCCCACUUCUCGCUCUUCCUCCGCAAGGUCUUCAUAAAAGCCCUCGGCUAUAGCGAAGAUGCCUUGUCGCGACCUAUCAUCGGCAUUGUCAACACGUAUUCGAGCUUCAACCCAUGCCAUGCAAAUAUUCCCCAGUUGAUAGAGGCUACGAAAAGAGGUAUACAGUUGAGCGGCGGUCUUGCUAUAGAUUUUCCGACCAUCAGUUUGCAUGAGAGCUUUGCGAGUCCCACGAGUAUGUUCUUGAGGAAUUUGAUGAGUAUGGAUACCGAGGAGAUGGUCAGGGCGCAGCCGUGUGAUGCAGUGGUCUUGAUUGGGGGAUGCGAUAAAACGACUCCGGCGCAGUUGAUGGGUGGCAUCUCAGCGAACAAGCCGAUUGUGCAUCUAGUCACCGGCCCGAUGAUGCCGGGCAGCCACCGCGGCGUUCGAAUAGGUGCUUGCACAGACUGUAGAAAUAAUUGGGCCAAGUUUCGGGCUGGUACGAUUGACGUCGAAGACAUUUCGGCUGUUAACGAAGAAUUGGCACCCACAGCUGGUACGUGCGGCGUCAUGGGCACAGCGAGCACAAUGGCUUGCGUUCUCGUGGCCUUAGGAAUGAUGCCAAUGAAAGGCGCAACAGCGCCAGCUGUCUCCUCGGCCCGGUUGAGGAUCGCUGAAGAGACCGGAAAACUCGCGGUUCAAGCGGCUGCGACCAAAUUGACGCCGCAGCAAGUUCUCUCUCGAGAGUCAUUCCUCAAUGCGAUUACGGUUCUCCAAGCAAUUGGGGGUUCUACGAAUGCUGUCGUUCACCUAAUGGCCAUCAUCGGAAGACAUCCAGAGGUCGCAGGAACCAUCGAUCUCGAGACUUUCGACGAGAUUGGCCGGAAGACACCUCUGUUGGUCGAUCUGAAACCGAGUGGAGAGAACUACAUGACAGACUUCCAUAAUAGUGGCGGCAUGCUAGCUUUGUUGCACGCGCUCAAGCCUCUCUUGCACCUUAAUGCCAGGACCGUGUCGGGGAAGACACUCGGCGAAGAGAUCGCGUCCACAGCGUAUAUCCCUGUGCCCCGCAACAGCCCAGUGAAUUGUCUCCAUCCACUGGACAAGCCACUAUACGCUUCCUCAUCUCUCGUCGUGCUGCAAGGUAAUUUGGCACCCGGUGGCGCAGUAAUGAAAGCUAGUGCUUCGAAGGAUCGAAGAUUAUUGAGCCACCAAGGAAGGGCUGUCGUAUUCGCGAAUUCUGCAGAUCUUGCGCAACGAAUCGACGACCCGGAGUUGGAUGUUGAUGCUAACAGCGUCUUGGUGUUGCAAAACAUUGGUCCUGUCGGAAACCCAGGGAUGCCCGAGGCUGGACUGAUACCUAUCCCACGGAAGCUUGGGGAACAAGGAGUGCAAGACAUGCUGCGGAUUUCAGAUGGUAGAAUGAGUGGUACAGCUGGUGGAACGAUCGUUUUGCACGUCUCGCCAGAGUCUGCAGAUCCGGAGUCUGUUCUUGGCAUCGUGCGAAAUGGCGAUGAGAUUGUAUGCGACGUCGAAAAGAGACUAUUACAACUCAAUGUCCCAGAAGAGGAAAUCAAGCGGAGGAUCGAAUUGAGGAAGACGAUAUUCAAAGCGAUCGGUAAGGCGGCGCAAAAGCACACGAGAGGCUAUCGCGGGUUGUAUAUGCGAUCAGUCAACCAGGCGAACCGAGGAGCGGAUUUCGAUUUUUUGACGGCUGCGGGACCUUAG